Messenger RNA from Dama dama (fallow deer), 6129 nucleotides. RefSeq names its product mucin-12-like. Lineage: Eukaryota; Metazoa; Chordata; Mammalia; Artiodactyla; Cervidae. The transcript is spliced from 11 exons. The record is from RefSeq and is a predicted model, not a curated record. The coding region runs from base 5190 to 5843 and encodes 217 amino acids.
CCUCUGCUCAGUCUGAAUCCACAGUCUUUUCUGAGAGUUUCCCAACCACAGUCCUUGGGGGCGUCACCACCACAUCAGUUCUGUCAGAACCCACAGUGUUUCCUGAGAGUUCCCACACCUCAUCUGAUCAGUCUGAAUCCACAGUCUCUUCUGACGCUUCUCCCACAACAAUCCCUAGGACUUUUAUCACCACAUCUGGUCAGUCUGAAUCCACAGUCUCUUCUGAGGCUUCUCUUACCACAGUCACUGGAAGCUCCACCAUCACAUCAGUUCUGUCAGAAUUCACAGUGUCUUCUGAGAGUUCCCACACCACAGCUGGUCAGUCUGAAUCCACAGUCUCUACUGAGUGGUCCCCCACCACAGGCCCUGGGAGCUCCACCACCACAUCAGUUCUGUCAGAACCCACAGUGUCUCCUGAGAGUUCCCACACCACAUCUGGUCAGCCUGAAUCCACAGUCUCUUCUGACGCUUCUCCCACCACAGUCCCUGGGACUUUUAUCACCACAUCUGGUCAGUCUGAAUCCACAGUCUCUUCUGAGGCUUCUCUUACCACAGUCACUGGAAGCUCCACCAUCACAUCAGUUCUGUCAGAAUCCACAGUGUCUCCUGAGAGUUCCCACACCACAUCUGAUCAGUCUGAAUCCACAGUCUCUUCUGAGGCUUCUCCUACCACAGUCACUGGAAGCUCCAUCACUACAUCAGUUCUGUCAGAAUCCACAGUGUCUUCUGAGAGUUCCCACACAACAUCUGGUCAGUCUGAAUCCACAGUCUUUUCUGAGAGUUUCCCAACCACAGUCCUUGGGAGCUUCACCACCACAUCAGUUCUGUCAGAACCCACAGUGUCUCCUGAGAGUUCCCACACCACAUCUGGUCAGCCUGAAUCCACAGUCUCUUCUGACGCGUCUCCCACCACAGUCCCUGGGACUUUUAUCACCACACCUGGUCAGUCUGAAUCCACAGUCUCUUCUGAGGCUUCUCCUACCACAGUCACUGGAAGCUCCACCACUACAUCAGUUCUGUCAGAACCCACAGUGUCUCCUGAGAGUUCCCACACCACAUCUGGUCAGUCUGAAUCCACAGUCUCUUCUGAGGGUUCCCAAACAACAGUACUACUGAGCUCCACCACCACAUUUGAUCACUCUGAGCCCACAUUCUCUUCUGAGAGUUCCCACACCACAUCUGGUCAGUCUGAACCCACAGUCUCUUCUGAAUCUUCUCCCACCACAGUUCCUGUAAGCUCCACCACCACAUCAGUUCUGUCAGAAUCCACAGUGUCUUCUGAGGGUUCCCAAACCACAGUCCUACUGAGCUCAACCACCACAUUUGAUCAGUUUGAAUCCACAGUGUCUUCUGAGAAUUCCCACACCACAUCAGGUCAGUCUGAAUCCACAGUCUCUUCAGAAGCUUCUCCCACCACAGUCCCUGGGAGUUUUUUCACCACAUCUGGUCAGUCUGAACCCACAGUCUCUUUUGAGGCUUCUCCAACCACAGUCCCUGGAAGCUCCACCACCACAUCAGUUCUGUCAGAAUCUACAGUGUCUUCUGAAGGUCCCCAAACCACAGUCCUAUUGAGCUCCAGCAUCACAUUUGAUCCAUCUGAAUCCACAAUCUCUUCUGAGACUUCUCCCACCACAGUCCCUGGAAGCUCCAUGACCACAUCAGCUCUCUCAGAAUCCACAGUGUCUUCUGAGGGUUCCCACACCACAUCUGGUCAUUCUGAAUCCACAGUCUCUUCAGAAGCUUCUCCCACCACAGUUCCUGGGAAUUUUAUCACCACAUCUGGUCAGUCUGAACCCACAGUCUCUUUUGAGGCUUCUCCAACCACAGUUCCUGGAAGCUCCACCACCACAUCAGUUCUGUCAGAAUCUACAGUGUCUUCUGAGGGUUCCCAAACCACAGUCCUACUGAGCUCAGCCACCACAUUUGAUCAAUCUGGAUCCACAAUCUCUUCUGAGGCUUCUCCCACCACAGUCCUUGGAAGCUCCACCACCACAUCAGUUCUGUCAGAAUCCACAGUGUCUUCUGAGAGUUCCCAUACCACAUCUGGUCAAUCUGAACCCACAGUCUCUUCUGAGACUUCUCCCACCACAGUCCCUAGAAGCUUCAUCACCACAUCAGGUCUCUCUGAACCCACAAUGUCUUCUGAGGGUUCCCAAACCACAGUCCUACUGAGCUCCACCACCACAUUUGAUCAGUCUGGAUCCACAGUCUCUUCUGAGGGAUCUCCCACCACAGUCGCUGGGAGCUUUAUCACCACAUCUGAUCAGUCUGAAUCCACAGUUUCUUCUGAGAGUUUCCCCACUGUAGUCCUUGGAAGCUCCAGUACCACAUCAAUUCUGUCAGAAUCCACAGUCUCUUCUGAUAGUUCCCAUACCACAUCUCAUCAGUCUGGAUCCACAGUCUCUUCUGAGGUUUCUCCCACCACAGUCCCUGGUAGCUUUAUCACCACAUCUGGUCAGUCUGAAUCCACAGUUUCUUCUGAGAGUUCCCCCACUACAGUCCCUGGAAGCUCCACCACCACAUCAGUUCUGUCAGAAUCCACAGUGUCUUCUGAGGUUUCCCAAACCACAGUCCUACUGAGUUCCACCACCACAUUUGAUCAGUCUGGAUCCACAAUCUCUUCUGAGAGUUCCCACACCACAGUCCCUGGGAGCUUUGUCACCACAUCUGGGCAGUUUGAACCCACAGUUUCUUCUGAGGGUUCCGCCUCCACAGUUCCUGGAAGCUCCACUACUACUUCCAGUUGGUCUGAAUUUACUGUCACUUCUAAUGGCCCCCCCACCAUAUUCCCUGGGACCUCCACCACCACAUUUGCUUGGUCUGAUUAUACAGUCUCUUCUGGAAGUUCCCACACCACAUCGGAUCAGUCUGCAUCCACAGUCUCUUCUGAGAGUUUCCUCACCACAGUCCUUGGGAGUUUCCCCACCAUAUCCACUGUGUCUGAAUCCACAGUGUCUUUUGAGGAUUCCCAUACCACAGUCCCUGUGAGUUUUCUCACCACAUCUGGUCAGACUGAAUCCACAAUCUCUUCUGAGGGUUCCCACACCACAGUCCUUUGGAGUUCCACUACCACAUCUGAUCUCACUUUAUCUACAGUCUCCUCUGACAAUUUCCACACCACAUCUGGACAGUCUGAAUUCACUGUCUCUUCAGAGGGCUCCCUCACAACAGGGUUUGGGAGUUCCCCCACUCCUUCUGUUCAGUCAGAAUCCACAGUCUCUUCUGAGAGUUUCCAUUCAACAAUCUCUGGGAGCUUAACCACCACAUCUGGUCAGUUUGAAUCCACAGUUUCUUCUCAGGAUUCCCACACCACAGACCCUGGGAGCUCCACCUUUACUUCUGCUCAGUCUGAAUCUACAGUCUCUUCUGAGGGUUCCCUCAUCACAAUUCCUUUGAGCUCUGUCAGCACAUCUGGUCAGUCAGAAUCCACAGUCUCUUCAGAGGGUUCCCACACCACAUCUGGUCAGUCUGAAUCCACAGUCUCUUCAGAGGGUUACCUCACCACAUCUGGCCAGUCUGAAUCCUCAGUGUCUCCUUCAGGUUCCCCAACCAUGGUACCUGGGAGCUCUACCACUACUGGUCUGUCUGAAUCCACAGUGUCUUCUGAUGGUUCCCAUACCACAAUUUCCAUGUCCUCCCCAACCAUUUCUGGUCUGUCUGAAUUCACCGUGUCUUCUGAGGGUUCCCUCACCACACAGCCUGGGAGUUUUGCCACUACUUCUGGGUGGUCUGCAUCUAGUGUUUCUUCUGAGAGUUCCCACACAGGAGUUUCUGGGAGCUCUACAGCCCCAUCUAGCACUGGAGAGACACUUUCCAGCUCAUCUGGUUCAGUACAGUCUACCACUUUUGUCACUCAGAAAUCCACAGAUCACAACACCAUAUCUGAUUUUUCUCAAGUCACGGACUUACCUACAUCGACAAUUUCUCAAGAGGAUGGAAGUCCUGUGUCCACUUCAAGUCCAGCUGAGUCUAUUACCUCCUCCACUGGUGAUGAAGAAAGGACCACAUAUUCUACUCCUGAAGCCACUGUGUCCACCACAGUCUCAGCACCAUCAACACAUACAGUCUCCUCUUACACCUCAACAAUUUAUAUACCUUCAAACUCUGAGGGACUUUCUACCACCACCUCCAGCACUGGACUCAGUACAACAACAAUUACUGAGAUGUCCUCUGUCCUUUCAACCAUUUCUGAAUCUUCUAUGUCAACUUCCUAUCCCAGCCAUGGUAGUAGCUUAGCUUCCUCUUCAAUUCCCAGCCUGCUGUCUACCACCCCCUCUGUCUCCACACAGACAAUCACAGGCCUCACAGAGGAACUCACUCUUGCUACCUCCACCCCUGAUUCAUCAAAACCGACAGGCACCUUGAACAGCACUGUUACUGUAGGGAAUGAAAUUUCUGCUUCCACAUCAAGGCCUGGAGAAUCCUUAACCACUUCCGUUGGAGAUGGACAUAUGACCACAUCUUCUUCUCUGGGAUCCACUCUCUACACCAGCUCCUCAGAUGGGUCCGUGCCAUCAUUCUCUACCCAUUCUUUGAACAGUACAAACAGUGCAAGUCCUUCCUCAUCAAGCCCCAGUGAGAUCUCCACCCACACUGUGGUCUCACAAUAUACCACCAUGACUGCCAAAGAGGAGUCGACUUCUGGCUUUUCUUCUCCUGUGUCCUCCACUUCACCUGGCUCCACUGGUGUUCCAGUCCCUGGAUUCAGUACCACUUCAACCCCACAUCCACCAUCCACUAGGACACAGACAACUAUGAGGACAACCCACUCUUCAACUAUGACACCAUUGCAGUGCUACAAUGGGGCCACUUGGAACGGAAAAAAAUGUGUCUGUGCCAAAGGCUACUCUGGUUACCAGUGUAAAUACCCCAAGGAAUCCUUCCCCAUAGAAACCCCCCAAAAAAUCAAUGCCACUGUAGACCUGCGUGUGAAAGUGACUAACAGGGGUUUCACAGAUGACCUAAAUGACAAAUCCUCCGAUGCAUACAAGAACUUCGUUCAACUAUUCAAGAGUCGGAUGGAUAAAGUUUACAGGGACAAAAACUUUCCCCAAUACAGAGGCGUGAAUGUCACAAGACUGCGUCCUGGCAGCAUCGUGGUGGAACACGAACUCAUCAUGGAGGCCAACUACACUUCAGGGUAACUGGAGCUGUUUGAAAACCUCACUAAGAUUAUAAGGGCCAAGAUUAUGAAUGAGACUGGACAGCUACAUGGGAAUUCUGAAGACUGCAAAAACCUCUCACUCCUGUGCUACGAUGAGACGGACACCAUCGUGAACCCCGUGAAGAUCAACUUUGACCUGCAAGAGCAAUGCACUAAGAAUGCUGCAAAGGAAUUAGCCCAGUUCUACUACGUGGAUGAGCUGGAUGGGAAGCUGGCCUGUGUGAACAAGUGCACCCCAGGGACGAAGUCGGAAAUGGACUGUCACCACGGCAGGUGCCAGCUGCAGCAAAGCGGCCCCCGUUGUCUAUGCCUGAACUCAGACACACACUGGUACUCGGGGGAGACCUGUGAAUCCAGCACCAGCAAGAGCGUGGUAUAUGGGGUCGUGGGGGCCGUGGCAGCGCUCCUGGUGAUCUUGGUAGUGGUCCUGAUCUUCUUACUCAGCCGAUCCCAGAGAAAACUGCACAGCAGGCAAGAGUGCGACAUGUCUCGAGAGUGGCAAGAUGCAGGCUACCCUGGCAGUUUUGAGAACACAAGCGUCUGGGAAGGUCAGGAUCUGAAGGGGGACACGUUUGGCCUUGAAAACAUCUACAGAAACUUCCAGCCCUCCCUGAGGAGCGUGGACCCCACUACAGAGCUCCACAUUCAGAGGCCCACAGUGGUGACGACUGCUCAGUGAUGGGGACAGGGACUGCCACCCCUCACUCAGAUCCGGGUGAUGAGGCUGCGGCCAACAGAGGCCUCCGCCGGCCCCAGGCUGCCAAGAGGAACCUGAAGUCUGGAGUCGUCGGGCCCGAGGAUGGCCCUCUCAGAGCGAGCGGGCUGGCCCUGUCCUCACUGCUGUGAACACUGCUCCCUUGCCCUCCAGCCAGGAGCCCCGAGGCAUCUUGUUUACUCAAACUGUUUACUCCACCUGUGACAACCGUGCAGGAAUUUCCUGCCAAUAAAGGAACAAGUUUUAUAGA